AUGGAGGGAGGAAUUAAGAAGGGGAGACUAAAAGAAGGAGGAAUUGAGAUGAGGGAGCAAUUUAUGUUCAGUCCCAACCAUAGUAAAUCAUGUGAUAGAUAUUUCGUCUUCACCUCGUGCCCUCGAAUGAAACACGAUCGGGUGAUGAGUGCGAGAGAAUGUAAUAGGCUUACCCCAUACCGUACAACAUUGCCAAGACUGCCCUCUUACGCUCCAGUCGAUCUACCCCCUCCACCAUCCCCAGACCAAGCCUAUGGGGGUAGGGACGACGCCCCUCUCCCUCCCCCUCCCCCGGAGCUGAUGGGAUCCAGCCCCCCGUCCAAGCCUUCUCCUACCAUGCAGACGUACAACGAGCCCCACCCAGCAGUCCAACCAGGAUACAGGCAACCAUCUUACAGGCAGCCAGCCGCUCCUACCCCUGGGCCUACCCCAGCAGCGAAGCCAUCCUACCAUGUUCCACAGCCUACCGACCAGCCUAUCAGCGCACCGGCCAAGUCCGGCGCUGAGGCGGAGAUCGAUGCCCUUACGAACCUCCUGGUGGCCAACAUGGGGACGUCUGUGGAACCUAAGGGAGAGUUCUUUGGUAUCUGUGCACGUUGCGGCACAAACGUCGAGGGCGAGAACAACGGUUGCACCGCCAUGGAACAGGUGUACCACGUCGACUGCUUCACGUGUGAGAACAACUGCGGUAUCAAGCUGCGCGGGCAACCCUUCUACGCCUUGGAAGGCAAGGCCUUCUGCGAGCACUGUUAUUUCAACACGCUGGAAAGAUGUUCAACCUGCUCAAAACACAUCACGGACAGAAUUUUGCGAGCCACCGGUAAGCCGUAUCACCCCGAUUGCUUUACGUGUGUUGUGUGUGGCAAGAGCUUGGAUGGGGUCCCUUUUACUGUUGAUGCUACCAACCAAAUUCACUGCAUAGAGGACUUUCACAGGAAAUUUGCUCCUCGUUGCUCGGUGUGCCUUAAUCCCAUCAUGCCUGAGGACGGGCAGGAGGAGACGGUUCGUAUCGUAGCCAUGGAUCGCAGCUUCCACGUCCACUGUUACAAGUGUGAGGAUUGUGGAGUGUUGCUUUCAUCUGAAGCCGAUGGAAGGGGCUGCUAUCCUUUAGAUGACCAUAUCCUCUGCAGAGAAUGCAAUGGGAAGCGUGUCCAAUCGCUCUAAGCAUCGUAACCAUCUUAAGGAGGCGUGUCCAAUCACUGUAAACAUACUAGCUGUCUGAAGGAGGCGUGUCCAAUUACUCUAAGCAUACUAGCCAUCUGAAGGAGGCGUGUCCAGUUACUCUAAGAAUAUUUACCAGUCCAAAGGAGGUGUUACUAAUCACUCAAGAAUAUUUAAUACAACAAAUGGAGCAGGUCCGGUCAAGCUAAGAAUAGCCACUGACCCAAAAGAUAUUUGUCUGGUCACUCUAAGCAUAGUAGCCAUCCUGGAGAGGCAUGUCCAAUUGCUCUUACCAACCCAACAAGGGGGUACAUGUAUGUAGUCGGUCUUAGGUAUUUGCUUGCCACGGACAUAACCCCUCCUGCGCCACAUUAACAUAAGGUUUCAUCCAUCAGAGGGGUUAAUUGCAUGGACUAUACUUGUUCAGUCGACCGAUAACCUUGGAACCAACCCACGUGAAAGUUCCCGUAAGUUUGACAAGUACAUGUACCUACUAUUCAGCGGGUAUUUUCUUAUGGGGAUAUCAUGCGUUGUUUGCUUUCAGUCUACCAAAAUUACCUAGUACUUUCUGAUCGGGGUAGGUAGGGCAAAUUUUCCGAUCAGAAAAUACCUUGAACUGACAAAUAUUGAGGCGGUCUGAAACCACCUUAAGAGCAGUAAUCGUCCAACCUUGGCCUGUCAAGACACCCAGCAUAAUUACUUAACAAUAGGAGACGUGCCCAGUCUCUUUGACAAGUACUCAUGAAAAAGAAUGCAUUUCAAGACACUGGGAGCAUAUGUACUCAUGAAGAGAGGCAUGUUAAUUCACGGUAAGCACAGUAAUUUUCCAAAAGCAGAAGCGCUCUAUAAAUUCUUAACUUACAUACCAAACUACAGGAGAUAUUAUGUCCAGUCCAUUUCUUCAAUGUUAUAACCCUUAGUUAAUGUGUUCAGUCAUUAUGUCCCUAGGUACAAACUUAGAAGAUACAAUGCUUGAACCAUUAAAAACUAGCUAAGUCAAAUACCCAAAGCAUUGCCAAUUUAAAGAAGUAAGUUACUGCCAAGAAGUUUUACCUCUACAAAUAUAAAUAAUAACAUACGAGUUGCUCAGAUAAGUCUCAAUUCUAUCUCAAUUGCACGGCACAUGGGAAACAUGAGCACCAUUUUUCAAAUGGUAGCGAUGGUGCCGUCAAUUAAAAUAUGUACUGCAGGUUAAGUUCAAAUGCCAUGAAACUUGUGCAUAAUGAUUAAAAUGUAUUUUCUAAAUGAUGUGAUACUAUUUCCACGUCACAAAAUCAAAAGCAUUAGUUUGUUGUCAAUCGUCAUAAUGCUGCCACACAAAGUUGCACAAUGCAGGCGACAUUGCCAGUGUGUGUUUAUUAACCUUGAUAUUUAUUGCUUUAUUGAUAGAUGCUCGAAAGUAAGCAAGUGUUAAUAUGUCAUUUGCCUCACAAAGGGAUUUAUUUGAAUCAUGAUAAUGAUAUUCCCUUUUUUAUGGCACUUAGUAAACAUUGAAAAACAUGUAAGAACAUCUUUAAUUUAGGCCACAAAGUUCUAGCAUAACCAAACGCCGUCAAAUAAUGGAAUCUAUUAUGGUAAAAUCGCUGACACAGAUAUGCGUAGGUGGGUAUAUGUGUUAUUAUUACUUAAAAAAAAAAAAGAUCUGCCUACUUUACAAACUACAGAUGUACCAGUCUUAUUUUGCUUUACUUCCUCAGCUGUUACUCAUUUUCUGCUUGAAAAAUGAUUUGGCACACAUUUUUUUUCCUGUUUAAGCAUACAUGUACAUGUACAAACACGUUUGUAUCUCACUGUACAAAUCUGUUGGAAUCUGUUUUGAUAUAUUUACCAUAAUUAAAAUACAUACAUGUAUGUUUGAAAGGUAUCUGAAUUUUGUUGACAGGCACCAGCAAUAAUUCAAAAGAUACAUAUUUUGACAAAUUUGCUCUCUCAUUGAGGAAAAUUUUAAGUAACUUUAUAAAGCAACAAAUAUAAUAGGGAUGUAUUGAAGAGUCAGGUAUAUUAAAGGAUCCUGGAAAAUGGUGGACAAAAUAAAUUGGACUUGCCCAUAGAUUGUUAUGUGAGAAAUUAAUAAUUAUUCCUUAUUUUUGAGGUGGUACUAGAUUUAAUGUGGAAGGAAUGGGUACUAAAUUAUGCAUUAUAGUACUGCAUUUAAAUCUAAAAUAAUUGUCUCUUAUAAUAUAUACAGGUUUAUUUAUUUCUUAUCUAAUUCAUAUUCAACAUUUGAAUUGAAUAAAUAAAGGGCUUCAUAAUAUAAAUUCUAGGUAGAGGAUAGCAUAUAUUGAUUAUAAUAAUUUAUUAAGUGAUAUGGCUGCCAUAUUUUUAUGCUUGUCGAUGUUUCUUGAGAUGAUAAGUUUGUGAAUUGGAGGAAUAAGAAAUAUAAGGUUCUUCAUACCAUAAACUAUAUCAUAUAUGAAAUCAACUCGAAAAAUAGAAUUUAUCCAAUUGUGUAAAUUGAUUCAAAGGUUACAGGUACUUUAUGAUUAUAUUUUGUUCUUAUUACCCCCUCCCCCAUUUUUUCUUAUUUUGAUUUUUUGGAUUGAAUUAUUUUUCAAAUCAGCAUGACUUUUCGUGGUAUUAGGAAUGAUAACUGUAUAUUUUCCCCUUAAUUCUAUAUUCUAUUAUGUGCUUCCAUGCCUCUGUGAAUACUGUAUAUUCUUCAGCUGAAUUUUCACUGAGGUUUUAUUUUUGCGAGUCGACCAUCGCAACAAUUUUGAAUUUUUAAAGCGAUUGAUUAAUCAAACCAUGAAUAAAGCUUAUUACAAACACUGAGGAUAUCAGGUCCCAGUCUUACAUAGAGUUACGAUUGAUUCAAUCAUCUCAAGUGGAAAGUGGAAAUCCAUCAAUAUCAUAAUUUUUUUCUCUCGGAAAUUUGCUCAUUGUCCUUUGAAAACAUACAGAAGCAUACAGAACUGUCAAGAAAACAGUGAAUAUAUGAAUUAUGGUCAUUCAUAAAAAAAUAUUUUGAACAAACAUGUUUUUAAGAUGUUGACGUGGCUGGCUUUCCAUAGUUGCGAUUGAUCAGAUCAAUCACAACUCUCUGUAAGAUGGGUUCCUGAUUGGUAAUAUAAUCGUGAUAUUAGCUGUAUGUAUACAUGUAAGUAUUUGGUUGUAUACAUAUAUUCUAAAAGUUAUGUAUUUGACAAUGCAAUUGUAUAUUAGUAUUUAUUUAGUCCAGGGGUCCUGAAGCACAGAGCUUAGCAAUGAUCGUAGCACACAUUUUUGCUAUUGAUUGCAUUGACCACAAUUUACAAUUGAUGAUAAGAAUCUGUUUUAUGAUCAAUCACAACGUUUUGUGCUACAGGAUCCUGUUGUUGCAUUGACUAUUAUUUAACCCAUUGAAUACAUGUAUGAUGAGAGGGUCUGUGGGUCAACUGGUUCCCCAACUUUCUCGAUCUGUUGGUUUCUUUGAACAGAAUCUGUCAAAAGGCCUUGAAAUUCAUGAUUUUAAUGUUAGAUGAUAAUAAUAAUCCGCUUUUAUACAGUGCUUAAUACAUCAAAACGACGUGUCUAAGCGCUUACAGAUAUAUUAUUACCCCGGUCAUCGGAUUCAAUCAGUCAUUCCCGCACAUAAUGUGUGCACAUCUUCCACUCUCUGGAGAGUAUUCCAGUCAGUCGCCGGUGAGGCGCACACAUACUGGACAAGCGCUACAAUGACUCUCACAUCCUACCGGGUACCCAUUUAGCACCUGGGUCGAGAGUGGCAAACUGUGGAUUAACGCCUUGCCAAAGGACGCCAGAUGGUGGUGGGAUUCGAACACACGACCCUCUGUUUACAAGGCGAGAGUCAGAACCACUACCCCACGGCUCCUCCACACUAUGAUUCCCAUUACUUGUAAAGCAUCUUUUUCUUUUGGCUGAUAAAGUAGGUUAUCAUAUUAACAGGAUUACAAUAACUAACAAACUUUUAGAAUAACAAUAUUUAUCAAUUUUCAUACUCAAUUUGCCAUAUUGGACGUGGAGAAUUUAAUGCCAUCUCCUAAUUUUCUCCCUCGUACAGUUAACCAUUAAUUGAAAAAAAAAUGACAAAACAAAUCAUUAUGCUUCAUCUACAUUGGCAUUUUGAUGUUCUUUUUUCAAUUCUACACGUAUCAUGUCUUCUCUAAGAUGUAGUUAUUAUUUUUUCUUCAAAUGAUGUACCAAUGUAAUGUAUAUUUCAGAGAUAUUUUUAUUUCUAUGAUCAUCCAUAAUUUCUUAUUUAGUGUAUACUCUUUGUCAUGUGCAUCAUACAUGGGUAAAGUAAUACUGUAUUCUUAAGGCCACCGCACACCUUACGACUGUUCGCGAUCCGAUUUUGGAACAUAUCGCAUUUUGCUUAUUUUCUGAAAAUGUGAAUGGGACAUAUCAUUUUAUUUGAGGUUGAAAUCAAUUGAAAGAAUACUAAUAUAACCAUUUUGAAAGAUUGCAAGCUUUUAUUUUUGAGUAAAGGCCAAAUUAGUUUCAAAUCGUAUUCAAUCGUACGACUGCUAUCACGUCAUUACGACUAGAUAUUGAAUUCGCUUUUAUUCUAAGGAGGAUAAUAGCAUAGUCACAGAUUUGAACAUAGGUAUUCGUACGAUGAUUUAGAACAUUACACAGUAAGAUAUUCCAAGUCUCAAUAUUAGCAUCAAAUUCUACUACAUUUCAUUCUGAAAUCGAGUCGCCGACCAGUCGUAAAGUGUGCGGUCGCCUUAAUACGAUACUUUUCAAAACAUCACACACAUCUGCCAUUAAGUGUAAAAAUAAACAUAACUCAUUUCAGAAGUUAUACAGAGUGAACUGAAGAAAAAAAAAGUAGAUCCAAUUUUCAAACCUUUAUACAAGAAAGCAUUAAAUCAGUUAACAAAAAAAGUAUUACUUGAAAGUAUGAAAUAUCAUUUGAAUAAUACAUUGAUGAUGUACCUUAGGCCAUGGAUCACUUUAAUAACACCUAUUCAAAAUCGGGGGUGGUUUUCUUCGAGUGAUAUGAUCUCUAUUGUCUCUGAUUUAAUAUUGUCAUAGAAAAUAUGAAAGUCGAGUUUCCUUUUUUUUGUACAGUAUACAGCCAGUAUUUGUUUGUUCUUUAAUCAUAAGCAAGCAAUUACAUUAUAUUUUACCUUACCUGUAAACGUACUUGUCGGACCACUGCUAUACUUGCAGAAAUGGUCACGAUGUAUUAUACUACGAGACAGCAAUACAAAAUAUCUACAUGUUGAUUUGUUUUUCUCUUCUAAAUGUACAUGCACAUGUAUCACUCAAUAACAAUAAAGUAGCCUUUUAUGACAAUAUAGUCUAAUGUUACAUUAGAGUGUAGAGUGCGAAGUUGUUUUUGAUAUUAUAGUGAGCGUUUUGUUUCUAUUCAUUUCAUUUUUUGUUCAAUAUCUUGUUUAUGACUAAAAUGAAUUGCUCGACUUGUAUCGCCGUUUCUUUAUGCUUGGAUGUAUCUCACAUUAAAGAUGAUUUUAUAUUUAAGAUA
Molecule: messenger RNA, 6595 nt
Organism: Lytechinus pictus (painted urchin)
Lineage: Eukaryota; Metazoa; Echinodermata; Echinoidea; Temnopleuroida; Toxopneustidae
Product: lipoma-preferred partner homolog
Exons: 8
Coding region: 1-1164 (387 amino acids)
Source: RefSeq, a predicted model, not a curated record